CCUUACAUAAUAUGUUGGUGAGUGUGUGUGUGAGAGAGAGAGAGAGAGAGAGAGGCAGGAGUGAGUGAAUGUUUCUCUCCUCACUCUCGUCCUCUCGUCUGCUGUGGUUAUCAUGGACAUACAGUCUUCAUAUCAGCAGCUUGCCUCCUAACAGACGUGAAAAAGAAGUAACAGGACGAGAGAGUGGUGUUGACUGGGGUUCUGAAAGAGGCACCGAAAACAGAGACGGGCCUACAUGCCUCGUAAUUUCAACAGACCCUUCAUCCUUCAGACAGACACAUCACAAACUGGACUUGGGGCUGUCCUUUCACCGACUAUACGAGGUGACAGAGUGAUCUGACAUCAGCAAAGCAUCAUGAGCACCGAAAAAGAGCGCAGCGUCCUGAAUGAUACCGACGAGGAGAAGGAGGUGAAGGAUGAGAAGACCGCUGUGAAGGAGGAGCUGUCUGAGGAGCAGGAGCUGGAGGAGCUGAGGGCUCAGGUGUUGCAGCUCCUGCUUGAGCUGGAAGAAGCUCGAGACACGGCUCAGAAACACGAGGAGAGCUUUCUAGAGCUGCAGGGUCUUCUUGAGGAGGAACGUUUAGCUAGUGCUCAUCAGGCAGAGGCCUUCACAAGACAGAUCCAGUGUCUGCAAGCACAACUUCGUUCUGUUCAGGAGGAGAUGGACAGUCUGGAGGAGGAGAAGGAGAGCGAGCUCCUGGAGGCGCAGGAGGAGCUGCGGGCGGCGCAGGAGGAGGUGCUGCUGCUGCAGCAGGCGUCGGAGGACUCCGCGGCCGAAAGAGAGAACGACAUCGCCAGUCUGCAGGAGGAGCUCUGCCGCUUACGGGCCGAAAUCUCUCACCUGGAGAACACGGGACAGGAGUACGAGCUGGAGAUCGUCACACUCCGAGCGGAAAUAGAGAUGAAGAGCCUGAGCCGUCUACAGCAGAGGAAGGAGGGUGAUGUUGGUCUGUUGAUGGAUGAAUGUAACAGUCUGAAGGAACAAUGUCAUGCACUGCAAGAUGAAAACACAAGACUGAAUCACAGACUGCAGAUGCUGCAAAAGAGGAAUUCAGGAAGCUCCUGCGUCACUCUUAAAGAAGAACAGGAUGAGACAGAAGAGGCAAAACACACGCAGUGUGGCACAGACACAGAAACGGGAAGCUCUUAUAUGAGCUCCAGCUGCAGGCUGGUGGACGCUGGGAUCCAGAAGAACAUAUCGUUUGAUGGCAAGCCUGUGACCCCCACCGGCUGGACAGGAGGUUUCUCAGAGAUCCUCUCACUGAGAGAUCAACUCAAGCAGACAGAAGAGAAGGCCACACACAUGCAGCGAGAGUGUGAUGGACUGAAGAAUGAACUACAAAAUCUGCGGGAAGUGUAUGAGAGCAGUCAGAAGGAGCGAGCCGAGCUGGAGCUGGAGUUACUGCGCUGCAGGGAAGAGCUGGAGAGAGCUGCUGAUGUCAAAGAGGAAUGAUGCUAAUAAAACCAUUGAUUUGUUGCUGGCAAUCUGAAGUAUAUUGUGGAAAGCAAAGGUACCGUUAAACUUAGUAAUUCAUGUUUUGGUCUUUAUGAUGUUCUUUAUUGUUAUCUUUUGUAAAAACAAAUCAUAAAUUUUAUGCUUUCUAAUGACUUGACCAAAUUGUAAAAUGUUAUACUGUUAUUUAUUUAUUUUUGGACUGUAUAUAAUAACAAAUAAUAUUGCUAUUACUGCCGGAAAUACUUUAUUAUAACUAGUCAGACUGAUUGUCUUUAGCAGUGUUCUCGCCUGAUGAAACUACGAUCAACACUCAUCACAGCCUCUACAGUAACAUCUGGAGUUUAAUGCUGUUUUUUGUGUGUCCUUUUGUCUUUUUGCAAUAACAACUACCUUCUUAGACAAAAAAGGUUCCACUUAUAUUUUUCCUAUAAUAUUUCAAAUGUACUUCAUAUUAGUUUAGCAAAUGUUUCUGAUUUAUUCAUCAUUUUCUUCUGCUUGUAGGCUUGUUGUAAAUAUCUUUAAUAUUAUUAUACGUUUAUAUGGACGAUUUCUUCCUAAUAUAUGAGAUGAAGUAUAUAAAAUAUAUUAAUUACUAAAAAAAUACUUUAAAGGAGGUUCUAAUUAAAAGAGAAUCUGAAGUUUGUGAAUUAAAAAGAAAAGCUUAAAUAUUUAAAAUAGGCCUAGUUAAUUUUAUACCUCAUAAAUUAUUUUGUGAAUUUACACAAUGCUAUUGUUUCGCAAUAACUGCUAUAAUCUAUCCUUUUUUGUAUAUUUUUGUGCAUGUUUCAGCAUGAGGCAACACUAUGUUGUCAUAUUGAUGAUUGUAUAUAGAUUUAUACACUGAGGAGAAGAAUCAACAAUUCAUAUAUGUCCAUACAAUUCUGGGAAAAAAAGUAUGAACUGAACAUAAUUUUGUCAACAUUUAGUGCAUGAACUCUGAAGGUCACUUGUGUAAAACGUAAAUGUAAGUAGAUUUUACUGAAGCUGAGCUCAGGCUGGCUGAGGUGUCUGCUGUUAAUUUACUCACAUGCUUUGGAUUGUCACAUGACCCAAAUUCAUUUGUGUCCUAUUCUACAGAUGUCCAAUUCAAAAGAGUCAUUAUAACUGUGAAAUAAUCAUUAUAAAUAAUUAUGUAACCUAUUCUAGUCACUUAAACUUUUUUUUUUCUUUCUAAAGUCAUCUGAAAUCUCUUAUCAUCAUGUUGCAACAGAAUGACAUUAUUUUGAGCAGGUGAUCAAAAUGAUAUCAAAACUUGACCUGAACUGUUUGCAACAUUUUAUCAAAGGCUUUUUAACAAGAAAGUUCACAUAUUUUUCCUUUUCUAUCAAUGACCUUGAUUGUUCAAACCCUUUAUUGUAAAAAGAUUUGGUUAUACAGUUUUAGAAUUUUUAAGAAUUGUGUUUAAAAACUAAAAAUGUAAGACUUCUAUUUAUUAUGUUUAUGACUGAGCUGAUAAUCAGAUGACAUGUGAUAUCUUACAGACCAUUAACAUCUCUAAAUCAGCAGAAGAUUAGCUGAGAUUAUUAAAGUCUAGCAACAAAUGGAAUUCUUCUUCUUAUUUCUAUUCUGUUGUGACAGUGGUACCAAAACCUGUUGUAUUUAAAUUUGUGAAAUUUCUAAAAUGAUUGUAUAUUUUGAACAAUAAUAUAGAUCAACCAUGAGGUUUAAUGUACUGAAUUGUCAAUUAAAUGAAUUCCACUGUAUCCCUACAUUUGAUAAAGACAAAUUGAGUUCCAA
Molecule: messenger RNA, 3193 nt
Organism: Cyprinus carpio (common carp)
Lineage: Eukaryota; Metazoa; Chordata; Actinopteri; Cypriniformes; Cyprinidae
Gene: ccdc136a
Product: coiled-coil domain containing 136b
Exons: 9
Coding region: 356-1453 (365 amino acids)
Biological process (GO): single fertilization; acrosome assembly
Cellular component (GO): acrosomal membrane
Source: RefSeq, a predicted model, not a curated record